Candoia aspera is the source of this 933-nucleotide messenger RNA. It is a transcript of the gene MRPL12, whose product is annotated as mitochondrial ribosomal protein L12. Lineage: Eukaryota; Metazoa; Chordata; Lepidosauria; Squamata; Candoiidae. The coding region runs from base 103 to 669 and encodes 188 amino acids. Gene Ontology annotation, molecular function: structural constituent of ribosome; mRNA binding. Gene Ontology annotation, biological process: translation. Gene Ontology annotation, cellular component: ribosome; mitochondrial large ribosomal subunit. The record is from RefSeq and is a predicted model, not a curated record. The transcript is spliced from 5 exons.
AGAUGAUUGGAGAGAGUGUCCCCGGCGCCCUUUGCGGUGCGCACGCUGCAGAAAGAGGAGACAGUCGGUGUUUCCUUCCUACCGCCUUUUCGAGUCGCCGAUAUGGCCAUGUUUCCCGCGGCAGGACUCGGUACCGCUCUCCGACUGUUACUGCGGCAGCAUCAGUCACAAGCCUGUGCUGUCCGGAUGCUGAAGACCACAUGCUCAAAGUGUAGUGAAGUCUUGGCAAGCCCCCGUAUGGAUGAUGCCCCCAAAGAAUAUUCACCCAAGAUUCAGCAGCUAGUUCAGGACAUUGCUAGCCUGACUCUACUGGAGAUCUCUGACCUCAAUGAGUUGCUAAAGAAAACUCUCAAGAUCCAAGAUAUGGGACUUAUGCCAAUGGCUGGGAUGAUGCCAGCAGCACAGUUAGCAGCACCAGCAGCAGAAGAAGAAGCUGUUGAAAAAGUAGAAAAGCUCAAUUUCACAGUACGGUUGACUGGGUUUAAAGCUGAAGACAAGGUGAAAGUUAUCAAGGAAGUAAAGAACCAUGUGGAGAACAUAAACCUUGUCCAGGCAAAGAAGUUGGUGGAAUCUCUUCCUCAAGAGAUCAAAGUAAAUGUUCGUAAAGAAGAAGCAGAGAAGAUUAAAUCAGCUCUAGAGGCCGCUGGAGGCACAGUAGUUGUGGAUUAAAGAGGCUGCCGGGCUGCCUGCCAAAGGACUUCAAGCAGAGCGGCGGAAGGACCCUCUGACCUGUGUCGGCCACCCCUGCUGACUGGUGGUGGAGUACUGUGAGGUUCCAGGAAAGUUGCUCUGCCCCGUUUUUUCUGCUGUGCAGUUUCCCACGGGGAUGACUCAGUGUGGAAUAAGAAUCUUCAGCACAUCUUGCAGUCUGCUGUGGGGUUAAAAACCUGAAUUCAUAAAGAAUACACAUGAUGGAUAACACCUGUAAAACAA